Messenger RNA from Armigeres subalbatus, 732 nucleotides. RefSeq lists its product as uncharacterized. The annotation marks the transcript as partial. Gene Ontology annotation, molecular function: nucleic acid binding. Lineage: Eukaryota; Metazoa; Arthropoda; Insecta; Diptera; Culicidae. The record is from RefSeq and is a predicted model, not a curated record. Gene Ontology annotation, biological process: DNA integration. The transcript has a single exon.
AUGCGUUAUCACGAUUGGUCCGUGAAUCUCAAACAUCAGAGCAUUUUGAUGACGGCGAUGGCAACCACGUUUUUAUACACACUGGACGCAGGUUGUAUGGAUAUCACGUUAAGCGAAAUCGAAUCUAAAUCAGAAAAGGAUGAAGAAUUGGAGAAACUACGAUCCGCAUUGAAGCAUAAUAUCUGGCCAGAAGAACUACGUAGCUUUGAGGCUCAUAAGAAAAACAUCCAUAACAUCGGAGCAUUACUUUGCAAAGGAGACAGGAUUAUCCUACCGAAGGAGCUGAGAGCGAGAGCAAUGAAAUCAGCGCACAGUGGUCACAUUGGACAGGUGGCCAUGAAGCGAAUCAUGCGCGAUUUCUUUUGGUGGCCUAAGAUGAGUUCAGAAACUGAAAAAUUUCUGAACGACUGUGAAACAUGUGUACUACUAGCAAGAAAAAACCCUCCCAUUCCGCUUGCAUCGCGUGAUCUUCCGGAAGGACCCUGGGAGAUCAUUCAAAUAGAUUUUCUAAAAGUACCGGGUUUCGGAUCCGGUGAAUUUCUUAUGCUAGUCGACACGUAUUCAAGAUUUUUAUUUGUGAUCGAAAUGCAUAGUACGAACGCCGAGGCAACGAACAGAGCAUUGCAAGAAAUAUUCAAAUGGUGGGGCCUCCCACUUAUCAUGCAGAGCGAUAAUGGGCCCCCGUUUCAAAGCUCAACCUUCUGCAACUUCUGGGAAGAUAAAGGGGUAAAG